This is a messenger RNA of Scophthalmus maximus (turbot), 1963 nucleotides long. It is a transcript of the gene slc35g2a, whose product is annotated as solute carrier family 35 member G2a. Gene Ontology annotation, cellular component: membrane. Bases 390 to 1751 code for a protein of 453 amino acids. The transcript has 2 exons. The record is from RefSeq and is a predicted model, not a curated record. NCBI's taxonomy places the organism in Eukaryota, Metazoa, Chordata, Actinopteri, Pleuronectiformes, Scophthalmidae.
CACACACACACACACUCCCUCCCUGCCUCCCUCAGAGGAGCUGGAGCAUCUGUAGCAGUGCUCAGUGUGUGACAGGCGGGCAGACGGUGCGAACACACACUUUCUCCUCCGGCAGCGUGAGCGCAAGGUGCCCGCAGGAGGUUGUCGGGUCUGUUGUCGCCGGACCGGGGCGCGCCGCGGUGCCCUUGAGGAGGAGGGACAGUUCCCGUCUGCUGCUGCAGGAGGACGAGGAGGUCAAAAAAGAGAAUCAGGAGGAGAACAAAUGGCCAUGAGGAGGUGAUGGAGCGCUGGCGAUGCUCGUGGUGAAUGACUGAGGCCGACGGAGAGUGAAGUUCAACCCGCUGGUCUGCGCGUAAAGCAGGUGUCUGUCCUCUCUCUGAAGUUUCACGAUGGAGUCCACUCACCUCCUGAACAGCUCGAAGAAGAGGGUGAAGAUCCACCCUCACACGGUCACAGCCAAAUACUCCUCGCAGACCCCCUACUCCCCUCAGCCCGGGGUGCACACACACUUCCCGCAGCCCGGGGACGACGGCUACGACGACGCGCCGUCUUUCGAGGACUUUGGCUCUUUCCUGGAGGAGACGUCGGACAGGAAACAGCUGACGGAGAGCAAGAGGUGGCCUCUGACUCUGUUUGGCUCCAAAGACAAAGACAAGGAAUCGGCCCACAAACUUCAGCCUGCCGGUGGGUCAGACGCGAACGAGGGGGCAGCCAAAGCAGCAAAGGGGUCGGGGAAAGGGGUAGGCGAACAGCUGGCCAGUUUUGGGGAGGCAUCUGUGUCUGCGUCUCGCCUCACCUGGGUGGGGCUUCUCGGCGCUGCACUGGCCCACGGCUGUUUGAUCGUUCUGACCCGCCUGGCCUCGGAACGCUUCAGCCUCGGCCCCCUGUUUCUGCUCUUAGUUCGGUCCAUCGUGCAGCUCCUCUCUGUGGCCGUGCCACUGCACAAGGGGGAGAACCCUUUCGGACCGGAGGGCUACCGCCUGCGUCUGCUCUGUUACGGCGUGGCCUACUCACUGUCCCUCUGCUGCGCCUACUCAUCCCUAACCUUCGUCUCUCCCGGAAACGCCACGACGACCUGGCGCCUGGCGACCACGGCGCUGUCAGCGACCCUGGCCUUCCUGCUCCUGGAGGAGAGGCUGGGAUUGGCCGACGGGAUCACCAUAGCCGCGGGGCUGUGUGGUUUGGGGCUUGUGUUGCUUCCCACAGCAGAUGAGAGCAACUCAAAUUCACCGACGGACCCGGUCGUGUUCUGGAGAGGUGCUUUCGGCUGGUCCCUCUCAGCACUUGCGGGACUUUGGAUGGCCCUGGCGCUGGUUGGGUAUCGCUCCCUGAAGGAGAGGGUGGGAGUUGGUACAGCUUUGUUCACAGUGAGCUGGACGGGCUGCCUGGUCGCCCCGGCCUCCCUGGCUCUGCUCCAGGAGGGCUGGUCCUGGCCUACGAGUGCCACAGCCUGGGGCCUGGUCCUGGGCCUGGCCGCCUGCUCGGUGGCAGCCUUCCUGGGGAUGACGCACGCCCUCACGCGGAUCCACCCGGCUCUGGUGUCCGCCUCUCAGAGCCUGGAGGUGCCCGUCGCCAUGCUGCUGCAUCUGGCCGUGCUGCCACUGGUUCCCACGGCGCCCGAGGUCGUCGGGAAUGUGAUGGUCAUACUCAGCGUUGUUUGGCUGGUGGUGAUGAAGCUGCUUCCCUCUCGGGGGGGCGGGCGGCGGCAGCGGGAGGAGUAUGAAGAGAUCCUGGACUCGCCCAUCAAAUGAACACAUCCUCUCCGCUCUUGACACCUCCACUUUCACGUCUGCUCACUCUCUCUUUCGUGAGAUCGGUUCCAGUGUACAUAAGAGACUGCUAGAUGAUGAUUGGAGCUUUAUCGAUUUUGUAUUGUCCUCCUUGCUUUCGGGAAAGUGCCAAUAUCGUGUCGUCUGUUAUUGUGACUAUGUGAUGUGACAUUAAAAUUCUCUGAUGAAUACGA